Messenger RNA from Arachis ipaensis, 659 nucleotides. The record is from RefSeq and is a predicted model, not a curated record. NCBI's taxonomy places the organism in Eukaryota, Viridiplantae, Streptophyta, Magnoliopsida, Fabales, Fabaceae.
AUGUUCACGGAUGCAAUAGGGAAUGCAGGGUACUCUCUGCUGAAAGAUUUAAGAGCUGAAAUUGAAGUGAAGGAUGGAACUUUUUCUCUCUGCUUUUGGGUUUAUCUGGCCAACUCAACUACGUUUCCUGCUACCAUUAUUCAGCAGUUCUCAAAUCCCACUUAUGUUGUAGCACCUGUUUUGCAAUCUCGCUCGGGCCGUCAAGAUUUGAAAAAGCUGUUUGAAUUUAUAAAUGAACCUGAUGGAGAAGAGAAUCUACCAAGUGAGUUGGCUUCUGCAGUGCCCCAGACCAUCACUGUCACCCCAGAAGAGAAUGAGGCUAUUCAAAGGCUUCAAGAUAUGGGAUUUGAUAGAGAUCUUGUGUUGGAGGUGUUCUUUGCAUGCAACAAAAACGAGGACCUGGCAGCCAACUAUCUUUUGGAUCACCAGAAUGAAUUUGAAGACUAAGAAGAUGGUUCUGUUUCAUCUUCACAAGCUAUGCUUCUUUGAUGUCGUUGCUUAUCAUCUGAACUCUUUGGAGAAGUGGCAAUGUCAAUACUUAUUUGCUUAGCUUUAUUAUUGAUCCUCGUGAACCAUACUGCCUGUAGAUUAUUAAUUUCAGACCAUUGACUGGAAAAUAUAGAUGCCAAGAAAUCGAUAGGUGCUUUUAUUCUUCUGCA